Rhagoletis zephyria (snowberry fruit fly) is the source of this 1682-nucleotide messenger RNA. It is a transcript of the gene Spf45, whose product is annotated as splicing factor 45. Gene Ontology annotation, molecular function: RNA binding. Gene Ontology annotation, cellular component: precatalytic spliceosome. The record is from RefSeq and is a predicted model, not a curated record. NCBI's taxonomy places the organism in Eukaryota, Metazoa, Arthropoda, Insecta, Diptera, Tephritidae. Gene Ontology annotation, biological process: mRNA cis splicing, via spliceosome; alternative mRNA splicing, via spliceosome.
UUUUCUUUUGGCAGCACUACUGUGCGGUAAAAUAGCUAACGUCAGCAUAUACUCCGCCAAGUUGCUAAAUAUAUACAUUUCCAAAACAAUUUUCUGGUCCUUAAGGGUGAAUGGAAAAAAGUAAACAAAUCUGAGCAUAUUUUAGGUCAAGUGGAGUAGGGAGUAGACUUUGAAUUUAAAAAAGAAGUCGCGAGUACAUCUAGUCCCAUCGAAGAAAGGUCCGGACGCUGUUUUCGAUACAUCGGAUAAAAGUCAUCGGUUAUUAUCGCGCAUUUCUAAUUUACGCUAUCAACUGAUAUGUCAAAAUUUUGUCAAGUCGGACGUAACUUAUUUGGCUAGUAUUUUUCUGUGCAGUUUGUGAAUAAAAGUAGAGAAAUGGAUUUAUACGAUGAUAUUGACACAAAACCCAGGGCUAGCCAAAUCGACGGCUGGUCAUCGGGAAUUAAAAUGCUUCAAACACAGUUGGCUAUAAAGAAAGCGCAAGCUCCAAAGGAGCCACCCAAAAAACCGUUAAUGACACCAGUUGUAAAUUUGCGUGCUAAAAAACCAGUAUCCGAUGUUGAAGUUAACAACGGCAACAACUCCAUGCAGAAAUUGGAUAUUCCAACAGUGGCAGCUAAAACAGUCAUUACUGCCAAACCAUUGGAGCCAGUAAUUGAGAGUACAAAAUCGGACGACUGUUGGGAUUUCGUAGAUGAAUAUGAUCCAAUGUGGCCCAACGAAUAUGAAAAGUUAAAAGAUAAAAAUCAAAACAAAGAAAAAGAACACAAAGGCGGUGGGGGCGGAGGAGGUGGUGGUCGAAGCAGUGAAAGAAAAAGAGGUCGUGGACGAAACAACGCACGUGAUUCAUCUCCACAAAUUAAAUUUUCUGGAUUUGGACAACGUCAAACUGAGGAAGAGAGUUAUAGCCCUCCCCCUCAAGGCUCUGUGUCAGGUAAAGGAGGUGCUGCGAUUGCACCACCGCCUUCCCUUCAAGAAAUCUCUAUAAAUAAUGAAAAUGGCGACGGUUCAUCGAAUGUAACCAUUCCCUACUCGGCAAGCUCGGUCGCUGCCAAGAUUAUGGCAAAAUACGGCUUUAAAGAUGGCCAGGGAUUGGGAAAACAAGAGCAGGGUAUGUCCAUGGCUUUACAGGUGGAAAAGACUUCGAAGCGUGGUGGUCGCAUAAUACAUGAAAAAGAUGUAUUUUUGCCACCUCCACCAGCACCUAACAGUCCACCUGCAAGUAUGGCACCACCGGCAGUACCAGCGGUAGCUACCCCUAGUCUAACACUAGCACAAGCUGCUGCUGAAGUACAAGCGUCCGAACCAAGCAUUACCGAAAUUAUGAAAGAACCUAGUAAAGUGGUUUUAUUAAGGAAUAUGGUCGGCCCAGGGGAUGUUGACGAAGAUUUAGAGCCAGAGGUUAAAGAUGAAUGCAAUACCAAAUACGGCGAUGUCGCAAAUGUCAUAAUACACGAAGCUUUUGGGACAACACCAGAAGAAGCCGUCAAAAUAUUUGUGGAGUUUAAGCGUAUUGAAAGCGCUAUCAAAGCGGUUGUUGAUUUAAACGGCCGUUUCUUUGGUGGACGUCAAGUGCGCGCUGGUUUCUACAAUUUUGAUAAAUUUAAAAGUUUUCAACUACAUUAAAGUGACGAAUGUUUUAGUUUUUGUCAUAAGUAUUUUUUUUUUUUUUGUAAAAUGCU